This is a messenger RNA of Dibothriocephalus latus, 678 nucleotides long. Lineage: Eukaryota; Metazoa; Platyhelminthes; Cestoda; Diphyllobothriidea; Diphyllobothriidae. The record is from the annotation of a GenBank genome assembly.
AUGUAUGGCAGCCUCUACAUGGCCUUCCUCCUGUCAGGUUUCUUCAAGCGCCUCUUUCUUCAACGUUUUGUCCCACCUAGCCUCUUCAAUGCCCUUCUGCCGGCUGUUCUAGGCCUUAUCAGCAACAGUGUCUUCUUGGCUGGCAUAUAUAGCGGCGACUGGAAGUGGGCCAGCAAUUUAAUCCUGUUUCUGAGUCGUCUUUGCUACGGCUGGUCAGUCUACUCCGGUGCUGACUUUGCUCGUCGAGCCAGCGUGGAGGCCAAACGACGCCAAAAGGAAGCCCUUACACUAGAGGAAAAGGUCGACAAUAUUGCUCCUGAUCUACAGGACCCAGCCUUUCAUGCGGGUGUCCUCUUGGCUCUAGUCAUCUGUCUCAUUCUCGAGGCCUGCCUUCGUCAGUUUGGUGCCCAGAUGGCGGAAUUCUACUCUAUGCUGAUUUUGUUGAUAUUCUCAACGCUGAUGUCUUCGGUCAGUGUGCCCUGCAUGUUUUCUAAGGUCAAACAAAUUCUGCGUCCGGCGCGAGAACCCCUCGUGGAGGAAGUGGUACCGGGCGACGAAGCUGGUGCCAGUUUAUCGCAAUCGGUCGAGGUGUGUCUUUUAUUUGACUCCUUUUUAUCCGCAGCCUUGUGUACCCCUCCACGUGCAUCUAUGGGCAGUUUCCGACCACAUGAUGCCUAG